Gigantopelta aegis is the source of this 2158-nucleotide messenger RNA. RefSeq lists its product as uncharacterized. The record is from RefSeq and is a predicted model, not a curated record. The transcript has 4 exons. The coding region runs from base 472 to 954 and encodes 160 amino acids. NCBI's taxonomy places the organism in Eukaryota, Metazoa, Mollusca, Gastropoda, Neomphalida, Peltospiridae.
GCUCAAACGUCUUAUCGAUUUAACUGUGUUAUUAUUUUUUUUAUACUGUGACUGACAAUACUGAAAUGAUUGUGUGUCAUUUACCUCAAUCAAUAUACAUUCUGGGUUGUUUAAACAUGUUUGGAAUCUAUCGAUUCCUGCCACAAAAGACUUUUGGUCUAUUGUGGCGGAGCGCAGCAAAACAACCAUCAUCGCCUGAUUGAGUGGACACCAGCAGCCGAUAACGUCUGUGAAUCAGUGCUUCUGGACAGAAGCAGACGACAACACACCCGAUUCCCGCGCUGCGUCAAAACAGAAACGUCAAGCGACAUCAGCCAGUUCUGUGAAAAUAAUUCAAAAGUCUUCUCUAGUUUGUUUUAACCAGUGAAACUUUCAGAUAACUUUUGAUCUAAAAAAGAAGAAGACAUCUUAUAAUCGUCUGUUACUUCUAAAUUUUAUAUAUAAGCUUAAGUACAUUUUAGAAAAAACAAAAUGUCUGUGAUAUUUAUGGGUGUUCAUAAAAGGAGGGAAGCAAUGAAGAAGAAACAAAAGAGGAAGGUUCACGUUACCCCACACAGGAGAGUGGGGACGUGUAAAGAAGAUGGAAUAGCCAGAAUCACUACCCGGUGGAAGUUGGAAAUAAACGGCGAGGAAAUCGAUGUAGCUUUCUCUCGAGACAAUUACCACGUGUACAUCGACGGAGUUCCAGUCGAAGCCAAUGCGUUUCCUUCAGACCAAGAGUACGACCUUGACAUCACGUUUUCCUUAAAAGGCAUGAAAGGUCACAUCUACAGUGACGUCGAGGGACCGGAGAUGGUCAACUACCUUUGGGUCAAUAACCAGUUGGUUGCCAAGGAGGAAAUGGGAAAUCCUGAGAAGAGUACGAAGGCAAAGGCGAAGUCAUCUAAAGGGGUCACCACUCCUCUCAAACAGUACAUGAAGGAGUCCAGGGACCACAAGCUCGACCUCAAGUGAUCUCACGGACUCAACUUAAUUAUGCGCGACGACAGUUACCGACAAUUCCCGACAGUUCCCGAUAGUUCCCGAAAUAGAUUAACGAUCUCCAUGUAUAGACCUUUUAGUGCUUGUUAAACGGGAAUUUUGACUGCUGAGCCGAAAGGCAACAAAACGUCACGAAGCAAGUGUCGUUUAAAUAAGGGACAUAACUCCAAAGUUGACCUUUUAAUAAGAAUUCCCCCCCCCCCCCCCCCGUUUUGUUUGAUAUUAAAUUUUGUUGUGUGAAAUAGAAUAUUUUAUAUGGGGUUUUUUUCUUUAAAUGUGAAUUAACAGUACAUGCAAAUGAAAAAUAUAUGAAUUGCUGACUGCACGCUUUUCUUGUAAACACGAACGUUUGCAGACAGGACAGCACAUACCACAAUCGUUGAUGUACUAGUCUUGCGGCACUUUAUGGGACAGGAAAAGCCAGUUGUAUUGUUAAAGAGUAGAGAAACAAUGAAAUGUCACUGUAUGUAAAUUUUGACUGCAGACCUAUUAUAUGUCUAUAUUUAGAUCUGAACACACUGUUAAAUGAAUUUCGUUCUUAUAUUCCGUUUAGGUACGCUGUCUUGGGCACACAACUGAGCUAUCUGGGCUAAUAUGUCCAUGAGAAGGAUGAAUAGUUUGUUGUAAUUUUGUAGUUUUAAAGUGGCAAAGCCUAGUUUUAACUCGUGAAAAUGGACAUUGUGAUCGUUAAUCUACAAACAUGUAACACAUUUGGAUAAAGUUACAAAUGGAGUAAAACGAAGAAAUGCCUUUAAACAAAACCCAAACCAGAGCUCAUCUGCAUAACCAUUACUUCUCAGAGGUACGUACCUUUAUAAAAUAUGGAAGAAAAAAAACCAUUUUGUGUUAUUAGGAACACCAGGAUGAUAAGACACACUUAGGAUGUACGGAAAUGGAUAAUCUAAACAAUAAGUUUUUAGUAAUGUCUGAUUUAAAUUAUCUAAAAUGACUAUAAUAGAAAGAAAAAAAAGCCAUAGUGUUUAAAAACUAGGAUCUGUCGCUUUAAGGUUGUUAAAGGGACUAUCCUCUUGUCUGCAAUUGUUAAUAUGAUACCGACUAACAGAUACUUUUUAGCGACUUAUCAUUUUUAAUAAAAACAAAACAAUUUUUAAUUAUUAUUAUUAUUUUAUUUGUUUGCAUAAACUAUCGGUGAAUAUAAACGUGUUUCUGAUCGUCC